AUGGUAAACUUAGAAACCGUAACACUGCUCUUCGCAGCCACCACCACCCUCGCAGACCCUCCACCGACCCGACCCCUCCGCCCCAUCACCCUCUCCCGCACUGGUGGCUUCAACAUCGGCGGCAAAAUCCUACCCCACCCCGUCCUCCCCAAUGAAACCCUCUCUUGCGAUCAUGGCUACCUCGAAUACUUCAUCCCCUGGCGCCCCCGCAAAACCUCUCUCGUAAUGUGGCACAGCUCCUCGACCCAAGUCUGGCAAAACCGCUGGGACGGCGGCGAAGGCUACAAAGACAUGUUCCUCAGGCGCAACUACCCCGUCUGGCUUUGGGACGGGCCGCGCGUGGGCCGCGCAAACUGGGCGUGCGAGCCCACAUCGUACACCCCCAGUUUCACAUCCGACCACGCGAAUUUCGCGGCCUGGAAUUUCGGUCCCAGGUACAAGCAGUGGUGGCCCGAUGUCCAGUUUCCGACCACGAACGACACGGCGUGGCAACAGGCGACGAGUAAUCGCUACGUCGAGUAUGAUACCAAGGCGAACGUGGAGCUGCAUUCCGAUGCUGCGGCCAUUGCGGCGGAUUCGGGCAAGAUUGGGAAUAAUAUCGUUUACCUGACCAAUUCCGCGGGAGGCUUGCGGGCGAUGAUGACCACGACGAAGGCGAAUGGGACAAAUAUCAAGGGGAUUGUUACGUAUGAAUCUAUCGGGUAUGUCUUCCCGGAUAAUGUGAAUAUUACCGCUGGGACGGGUGGCUUUGGUCCAUUUGUGGUGCCGCUGGAGAAAUUCAAGAAGCUCGCGAAGGUGCCCGGAAUUCAGUUCAUCUGGGGAGACCAUCGGCCGGAGAACCAUACGAGCGUGAUGGAGAGUAGGUUGUGCGCCAGUUUGAUCAACAAGUACGGAGGCAACGCGAAGGUGGUCAAGUUGGGCGAAUUGAGGGGUUUGAAGGGGAGUACGCAUAUCCCGUUUGCGGACUUGAGUAAUGGGAGGGUGGCGGCUUUGCUGGAUGAGUUCCUGGAGGAGAAUGGAUUGGACGAGUAUGAAGAUGGGGAUGACUGGAAUUGA
Molecule: messenger RNA, 1056 nt
Organism: Westerdykella ornata
Lineage: Eukaryota; Fungi; Ascomycota; Dothideomycetes; Pleosporales; Sporormiaceae
Product: alpha/beta-hydrolase
Exons: 1
Coding region: 1-1056 (351 amino acids)
Source: RefSeq, a predicted model, not a curated record